GACCCAAAGAAGAUAGGAUAAACCCUCUCAAUUCCAAGAGCAAGAGACGGUAAUCUUCUUUUCUCUCCAGAGAGCUUCAACAAAAAUGGCUUCUGCAACAAUGGCAUUCUCUUGUUCAUCCUCAAUCUUUGCAACAAUUAAACACUCUCACAAUCAAAACCCACUUAGUUUUUCAAAACCAUUUUCCAAUUUUAUUUCUCCUCCCAUUUUACCCUUUUCUCAAAGGCUUUCCCUUUCUUCUGUAGCUGCUAAUGGCUCCAGAAGUAUAGCAGAUUUGGAGGACAUUGACCCAGAAACUUUCAAAAGAUCCCCAUUUGAUAGACCUAAACUUUCUGACGUUUUGCCUGAAGACAUUGAGAUUCCUAAGCCUGGUUCUCCUGAAUAUGAAGCUAUUCGUGAGAAACUUUUCCCCAAGAAAGACCCUCCUCCUGCCCGCGAAGAGAUUUUUGCUGUUGUUAUGAUUGGUUCGAGGCAGUACAUUGUCAUUCCUGGACGAUGGAUUUUCACACAGAGACUCAAAGGUGCUAAUGUCAAUGAUAAGAUCAUAUUGAACAAAGUAUUGCUAGUAGGUACUAAAGAUAGCACUUACAUCGGGAAGCCUGUUGUAACAAAUGCUGCAGUGCAUGCCGUUGUAGAAGAACAGUUGCUGGAUGACAAGGUUAUUGUCUUCAAGUAUAAGAAAAAGAAGAACUACAGACGAACUAUCGGUCACAGACAGCCCAUCACCCGAAUUAAGAUAACGGGGAUCACUGGCUAUGAAGAUUACCCAGCUUCUAAGCUAGAAGCAGAGGCAAAAGCAGAAGCAGUUUCAAGCUAAUAAACAUAUUUGCUGUAUUCUGUCGUUUCCUUUUACAUUCAGCAAGGUUUCUGAUCCAUGGGCGUUAUCUUUUUUUUUUUUUUUUGCUGAAAUUAGGCUUUCUGUGAGAUGUAAUUUGAUAGAUAGUUGGAAGAACCAUCAUUUAUUAGAGCUACUGUAUAUUUCUCCAACUCUGUAACAAUGGUGCUCAAUUUUGCAUCCGAAAGAGUACAAUUUAUCUUCACGCUAA
This is a messenger RNA of Amaranthus tricolor (Joseph's coat), 1046 nucleotides long. RefSeq names its product 50S ribosomal protein L21, chloroplastic. The record is from RefSeq and is a predicted model, not a curated record. The coding region runs from base 86 to 817 and encodes 243 amino acids. The transcript is spliced from 5 exons. Gene Ontology annotation, cellular component: ribosome. Lineage: Eukaryota; Viridiplantae; Streptophyta; Magnoliopsida; Caryophyllales; Amaranthaceae. Gene Ontology annotation, biological process: translation. Gene Ontology annotation, molecular function: structural constituent of ribosome; RNA binding.